Molecule: messenger RNA, 5064 nt
Organism: Oncorhynchus gorbuscha (pink salmon)
Lineage: Eukaryota; Metazoa; Chordata; Actinopteri; Salmoniformes; Salmonidae
Gene: grin3a
Product: glutamate receptor, ionotropic, N-methyl-D-aspartate 3A
Exons: 11
Coding region: 430-3885 (1151 amino acids)
Biological process (GO): modulation of chemical synaptic transmission; ionotropic glutamate receptor signaling pathway; monoatomic ion transport
Cellular component (GO): postsynaptic membrane; plasma membrane
Molecular function (GO): transmitter-gated monoatomic ion channel activity involved in regulation of postsynaptic membrane potential; NMDA glutamate receptor activity
Source: RefSeq, a predicted model, not a curated record
UAUGUAUUUUACAAAUGGAAGUUGAGAGAGAACCUAACUAUAAAUCAUGGAUAUGAAUAAUAACAUAACUAUAAUCAUGUGCAGUAGCUUGUGUUCAUCAUUCACAAAUGUUUUUUUUAUUACCUACAUUGGGAUGGAUAUGUGAAACCAAACGGAAUACUCGAUAUGUUCUAUAAACCGAUGUUUUUAUAUAUAUAAUAAAUGAAAAGCUUUGAACAUGAAAAGCCGCAUUUGUGGUUUAGAUUUCUGUGUCUGUGCACGAGUUGUGUCCGCACUCGCGCCUGUUGGUGAAAAAGCGCACAACUUCUCUCUGUCCGGGAUAUUUAUUAGAAGGGAGCGGAUAUCUAACUGGCGCUGCGCGGGGACAUAACAGGGGGGAACGAGUGGAACUCAGUGUUUCGGUGUGGUUGGAAGGCUCUGGUCUGAGUAAUGACGGGUCUCGGGAUUCGGAGUACGUUCGGUCGGUUUGCGCGGCUUCCUGUACUCGCAACAUGCACGGUGCUUCUCUGCUUUCUGAUUCCAGAAUCUCUCUCCCACCCGCAGCCCUGUCAGAUUCUCAAACGGAUUGGACACACGGUGCGCGUCGGGGCUCUGCACCUACAGCCACGGCUCUUCAGUCACGAUCCCACCUCCAGGGGCAAGAAAGAACCCCUUGUCCCCGUGGAUGAAUGGGACACGGACGGAGGCUCGAGGGAGGCAGCGGAGAGACAGUUGGAAAAGAUGACCAAAAGUGUUAAUGACCACGGUUUACGCAGCCUAAGGACUAAAGGCGCGGGGAACAACCAACAAAAGGACAGGGGGUCAAAAAGUAAAAAUAUGUACAAACAGGUGGAGAGCGGGAGUCGUGUGUUUAUGCCAAGAGAUUCUAUCAUAUUAGCCAUGGAGACGUUAAACCGCAUGGUCGGUUUGUUACCGUAUAAUCUCUCACUGGAGUUGGUGAUGGCUGUGGAAGCGGGGCUCGGGGAAUUACCCGCUUUCUCCUUCUCAUCUUCCCCUACCCCUGUGUGUGAAGACCCCAUGUCGUUUCUGCAGAGUGUUUGUCAUACUGUUAUUGUCCAAGGAGUUUCUGCUAUGAUGGCUUUCCCUCAGACCAGGGACGAGCUGGUGAAGAUGGAAUUCAUCGCGUCAGCGCUUCAGGUUCCUGUCAUCAGUGUUGUCCAGAACGAAUUCAAACGGCAGAGUAAGAACCCUCUCCAUUUCCAGAUGCCGAUGCAGAACCCGGCCCUGCCCCAGGUGGAGCUACUCUACUCCCUGCUGGUGAUCAACAGCUGGUAUGACGUCAGCCUCCUGCUCUGUCAGGAAUGGAAUGUUUCCAGUUUCCUGGUUCGUCUCCGUAACAACACCAAGUUCCACCUGGGUUCUGUGGUCAACAUCACCAACUCCAGCACCUCGCCCAACUCUCACCCUAACAGCUCCGUCUCCAAGGCCAACUUCCAGACCUCUCUACGGGGAUACCUGGAGUCCAUCAAGGAGUCAACGUCUACAGUCGUAACAUUCGGCUGCGACAUCCGGGACAUCAAGAGGAUCUUUAACGUGGUGACCAAGCUGGGCCUGAUGCUGCCAGAGUACCACUGGGUGUUGGGGGACACGCAGGACGUGGAGGAGCUGAGGACCGAGGGGCUGCCGGCGGGACUGCUGGCCCAUGGCAGGAUGGGGACUCCCUCCCUGGAUCACUACGUACAGGAUGGGCUGGAGCUGGUGGCCCGGGUGGUGGGGUUAGCUGCGUACCGCUCCCCUGAGCUCGCCCUCAUCCCCUCCAUCACCAACUGCAUGGAUACACAGAACAGCCAGACCAGGAACAUGACCUCAGGGAAAUAUCUGUCCAGGUUUCUGUCCAACACGUCGUUUGACGGUCUGAGUGGUUUCAUCUCGUCCCAGGAGGAGACAGUGAUCUCCUCUGAGAGCCAUCACUUCAUCUGGUCCCUGCAACACGACCCCAUAGGGAAGCCCAUGUGGGCCAGGCUGGGCCGAUGGAAGCAUGGCAAGGUGCUACUGGACUACACUGCCUGGACCAACAAACAGCCGUCCCACCAGAGAGGUGACUGGCGGCGCCCGUCGCGGCUCCACCUCCGGGUGGUGACGUUAGUGGAGCACCCCUUCGUCUUCACCCGGGAGGUGGAUGAGGACGGUCUCUGUCCCGCUGGUCAGCUCUGCCUGAACCCCCUCACCAACAACACAGUCCUGCUCCAGUCUCUCUUCCUCCAGAUGCGGGGGCCCAACGACAGCAUUCCCAUGGAGUAUAAGAAGUGUUGCUACGGCUACUGCGUCGAUCUACUGGAGAAACUGGCGGAGGACGUGGGGUUUGACUUCGACCUGUAUAUUGUAGGCGAUGGCAAGUAUGGUGGGUUUAAGAACGGACGCUGGACAGGGCUGGUGGGGGAUCUUCUCAGCGGAGCGGCCCACCUGGCCGUCACAUCUUUCAGUAUCAACUCGGCCCGGAGCAGGGUUAUAGACUUCACCUCCCCGUUCUUCUCCACCUCUCUGGGCAUCCUGGUACGGACCCGGGAUACGGCCGCGCCCAUCGGGGCAUUCAUGUGGCCCCUGCACUGGUCCAUGUGGCUGGGGAUAUUCGUCUCGCUACACGUUACUGCCUUGUUCCUGACCAUCUACGAGUGGAACAGCCCGUUUGGGAUGACGCCGCGAGGCAGGAACAGAGAUAAGGUGUUCUCCUUCUCCUCGGCUCUGAACGUCUGCUAUGCCAUCCUGUUUGGCCGUACAGCUGCCAUUAAACCUCCUAAGUGCUGGACGGGGCGGUUCCUAAUGAAUCUCUGGGCUAUCUUCUGCCUGUUCUGUCUGUCCACCUACACAGCCAAUCUGGCCGCCGUCAUGGUGGGGGAGAAAACCUUCGAGCAACUCUCAGGAAUACACGAUCCAAAGCUUCAUCACCCAUCACAGGGGUUCCGCUUCGCCACGGUCCGGGAGAGCAGUGCCGAGGAUUACCUGAAGAAAAGCUUUCCAGAGAUGCACGAAUACAUGAGACGGUACAACGUACCAGCAACCCCAGAUGGAAUAGAACAUCUGAAGCAUGAUCCACAGCAACUUGAUGCUUUCAUCAUGGACAAGGCCUUACUAGACUACGAGGUGUCUAUAGAUGCAGAAUGCAAGACACUCACUGUGGGGAAACCGUUCGCGAUUGAAGGUUAUGGCAUCGGCCUGCGCCAGAACUCUCCCCUGUCGUCUAACAUCUCAGAGCUGGUGAGCCAGUACAAGUCAGACGGCUUCAUGGAUAUGCUGCAUGACAAGUGGUAUAAGGUGGUGCCCUGUGGAAAACGGAGCUUCGCCGUCACUGAGACCUUACAAAUGGGCAUCAAGCAUUUCUCAGGCCUGUUUUUGAUGCUGUGUGUCGGGUUGGUUCUGUCUCUGCUCACCACCCUGGCUGAACACAUAAUCCACCGCUUUGUCAUACCCAGAGUCAAGGACCCCAAGUUCAAGUACUGGCUGCAUACUAGUCAGAGAUUACACCGAGCUAUGAACAUAUCUUUCAACGACGGUAAACUGCAGACUGUGGCCAAGAAGGAAAAAAGGUGCAACAUGGGUAACCACCACCAACAACAACAGGAGCAGCCAUGCGUACCAUGGAACAGCUCAGAGUCCAACUGCAACUGCAACAGAAGGAAGCUGUCUCCUCAGGAGUCCCACCUGGAGUACCCCCACUGUGACUGCCCUCUUCUUCCUCCUCCUCGGGUGAAGAGCCCCCUACAGGCCACCUCUAACGGGAGGACAGACCUGGUCCAGGUGGGUCUAAAAACCAGGACCAACCCCAUGCUGCAGGAGCUGUCAGAGCUGGAGACACACAUUACCAUCAUCAAACAGCAGCUGCACAUCGCCAUGAAGAAGAAGAGGGAGCUGGAGCAGUACCAGCAGACACAUAACAUGACAGAGUAGAGGAUUGGUACAAGCAGACACAUAACAUGACAGAGUAAUUACGCUAUAGAAAAGGUACCAAGUCAAUAGCGCAAGUGAAGACAUUACAAGCUGGUGAGUGAGGCUGUGAAACUAACUCUGUUACAACUGGUACCAGCAGACACAAGAUAUCUGAAUAGAGGCUGGAGCUACCAGCAGAUACACAACACCCCUAAUUAGAGGCUGGAGCUACCAGCAGACACACAACACCCCCAAAUAGAGGCUGGAGCUACCAGCAGAUACACAACACCCCUAAUUAGAGGCUGGAGCUACCAGCAGACACACAACACCCCUAAGUAGAGACUGGAGCUACCAGCAGAUACACAACACCCCUAAUUAGAGGCUGGAGCUACCAGCAGACACACAACACCCCUAAAUAGAGGCUGGAGUUACCAGCAGACACACAACACCCCUAAAUAGAGGCUGGAGUUACCAGCAGACACACAACACCCCUAAAUAGAGGCUGGAGUUACCAGCAGACACACAACACCCCUAAGUAGAGGCUGGAGUUACCAGCAGACACACAACACCCCUAAGUAGAGGCUGGAGUUACCAGCAGACACAUAACACCCGUAAGUAGAGUCUGGAGUAGAGGACUGGACAUAAGACAAACAGGAACACUGAGUAGAGGCUGGAGCCAUACCGGAGUAGAGGACUAGACAUAAGACCAGAUCCCUGCCCUGGAUGGAACCUGAUCCCUGUCCUGGAUGGAACCUGAUCCCUGUCUGGGAUGGAACCUGAUCCCUGUCCUGGAUGGAACCUGAUCCCUGUCCUGGAUGGAACCUGAUCCCUGUCUGGGAUGGAACCUGAUCCCUGCCCUGGAUGGAACCUGAUCCCUGUCCUGGAUGGAACCUGAUCCCUGUCUGGGAUGGAACCUGAUCCCUGUCUGGGAUGGAACCUGAUCCCUGUCCUGGAUGGAACCUGAUCCCUGUCCUGGAUGGAACCUGAUCCCUGUCUGGGAUGGAACCUGAUCCCUGUCCUGGAUGGAACCUGAUCCCUGUCUGGGAUGGAACCUGAUCCCUGUCCUGGAUGGUUUGACUGAGUUACGGUUCAAAUAGAGAAAUUAGUCCAUUUAAAUCAAUUCAUUAGGUUCUAAUCUGUAGAUUCCACAUGACUGGGAAUACAGAUAUGCAUCUGUUGGUCACAGAUACCUUAACAAAA